This is a messenger RNA of Carassius gibelio (silver crucian carp), 3111 nucleotides long. RefSeq names its product monocarboxylate transporter 9-like. Lineage: Eukaryota; Metazoa; Chordata; Actinopteri; Cypriniformes; Cyprinidae. The transcript has 6 exons. Gene Ontology annotation, biological process: monocarboxylic acid transport; transmembrane transport. Gene Ontology annotation, molecular function: monocarboxylic acid transmembrane transporter activity. Bases 249 to 1715 code for a protein of 488 amino acids. The record is from RefSeq and is a predicted model, not a curated record.
UGGCAACAAAAGCCGGAGCUCGUGCAGAUCACAUCGCACAAUGAUGUAGGACAGACCGGGAUGUUUCAGCUCAUCCGCGAUCAUUCAUAUAGCAUCGGAGUGGUCAUCUCGCAUUAUUACACAAUGAUGAGACAUUUACAAUCAUAACGCAGGAUUGUCCAAAGAGCCAGUUCAACAUCCUGGACUAAAUUUACCACCGAAAUCAUCAUCAUCAUUUCCCGGUCGGUGGAGAGGAGCCCAGUGUAAACAUGAGCACCUGGAGCACUAAGCAAGCCCCGGACGGUGGAUGGGGUUGGGCCAUUGUGGUUGCCUCUUUCAUGGCUCAGCUCCUGGCCUAUGGUUCCCCCCAGUCAGUGGGGGUGCUCUACCCAGAAUGGCUGAACACCUUCCAGGAUGGCAAAGGCAUGACAGCAUUGGUCGGCUCUCUCGUGUCAGGGGUCGGUCUCAUUGCUAGUCCCAUCUGCAGUGCCUGUGUUGUGAAUUUCGGGGCCAGACCCGUGACCAUCUUUAGUGGGGUCAUGGUCUCCGGAGGACUUAUGCUUAGUGCUUUUGCACCCAAUGUUCAGUUUCUCAUAUUUUCCUAUGGGAUUGUUGUUGGAUUAGGCUGUGGACUUGUUUAUGCUGCUACUGUAACCAUCACAUGCCAGUAUUUUGACAAGAGACGCGGUCUUGCUCUUGGCAUUGUUACAACGGGGACAAGUAUUGGAGGUUUUCUCUACGCUACUGUACAGAACGAGCUCAUUGCACUCUUUGGACUCGACGGUUGCCUUUUGCUUAUUGGCUGUUUUUCGCUAAACAUCAUCGCCUGUGCUGGACUUAUGAGACCCCUGCACCUGCCGGCCUACUACCUGAAACAAAGAGCAGCGCUGGCCGAGAAGGCAGAGGAGAAGGUUCUGGAAAUGACCCCUGUUGUGGAGGACCCAAUCAAGAAAAAUCAGUCCGUCAACAUACUAAUCACAGGGGAGACGAAAGACCCUCCACCGUAUGAGAAGAGCCUCAUGAGUUACGUGGAGUUGAUGCGGCUCGUGAAGAAGAAGCAGAAGGAGUACUCUGAAUACUUGCACUCGACGGCGGAGCUGCUUCAGAACAGGGUCUUCUUGGCCACGUGCAUGUCUUUGUUCGCAUAUUGCUUGGGAGCUUACACUCCCCUUCUCUUCCUGGAGGAUUUGGCCCAGAGCGAGGGUCUGAUCAGCGGCAUCAGCAUCAUCCCGCUGGUCUCCAUCAUGUCCAUUGCUGCUGGAGUGGGGAAGCUGCUGCUGGGUGUCAUGAUGGACAUCCGCUGGAUGAACAGCAUCUUUCUGUACGCCUUUACCCUGCUGGGAACAGGGGUGGCUCUUCUCAUAAUCCCUGUUACCAGGAAUUACGCUGGGCUGCAGGUCAUCUCAGCACUGCUGGGUUUCUUUUCUGGAAACUGGUCUGUCAUACCUUAUAUUACUACUAAGGUUGUGGGAAUGGAUCGUCUGACUGAGGCAUUUGGGAUCUUGAUGUUCUUCGGUGGAUUUAGUAUAAUGCUCGGACCACCAGUGGCAGGCUGGAUUUAUGACUGGAUGCACUCUUAUGACCUGGCGUUCUACUUCAGCGGGAGUUUCGUGCUGCUGGGAGGAGCUGGCCUUUUCCUUGCUGCCUUGUGCUGUCAGAACAAGAACCAGGAUGAAGCUCACAUGCCAGACACUGAAUGCAUUAAUGACUAUGACAAAGUGGCAACGGUUGCCUGAAGCACGACUACAAGAUUAAAUGCUGUUCAGCGGAUAAAUUCUCACCCCGUAAUUACAAAUAACUGAAAUGUACUUUACAUCAGUGUUUUGUACUCUUUUUACACUGAAGAAUUCUAGCAAAUGGUUAAAAGGACAGUCUUUUAACCAUUUGCUAGAAUUCUUCAGUGUAAAAAGGCUUGUCAUUUGUGGCGAUGGUGGAGUCCUCAUUGCCAUGUGUCACCAGUCUCAUAGAAACAAUGUUUUCAAAAGUUUUAUGAGAUGGCUGUAUUUUUUAUUUGUGUGUGUGUGUGUGUGUGUGUGUGGACGUGCAAGACAUUACACUGCAACGCUACACUGCAAAUAAAUAUCAUUUUUGUACUGGUUAACUGACUGGCUGAUAAUGACUUGUGUUGUACCAAAGUUUUGGUUGUUGUUGGUUUAUUUAUUGUAUUUGAGUCUGUAAAUGCUGUUCAUAAGGAUCAGGCAGACAACAAGCGAACUGUCCUUGUAAGUUUAUGCCUUGUUUUCUAUGCCUUAUAAAUUUUUUUUGAUUUUCUUAGUGAUACAGACUGUAGUGUGUAGUUGAUUCAAAACUAAAUGCUAUAAAGAAAUAUGUAUCAGUUAAUUUGCUGUCAAGAUAUUUUGUAUUGCAGUUUAGCUAUCCUUUAAUUUCUUUGUGUAUUUUUCAAAUACCAGCUUAAACCGACUGUUUUACACAUUUUGCUAUAGACGAAGUUUGUUCGUUUCACAUUUCAACCUUUGCAAGGCAUUGUUACUUGAAAUAAGUUUUUAUUAUUAUAUAUUUUUAUAUGAAUUAAUACUCAACAGUGAAGGUGGAAUGGGACACUUUAAAACACAAGUCUGCACUCCUUCCAUCUCUGUUUAAAAUCCAUCAAAGGAAUGUUUAUGGUUAUGGCACCUUUAGGUAUAGUGGACCUUUGAUCCUGCCAUUAUUAUUUAUGUCUCUUUUAUUGUUUUAUUUGCGUUUUUAUUAUUAAAGUUUCACUGGGAUAAAUGUUUAUUUGCUGCUUAUUUUAUAGCCAGUAUAAUUUUGAAAACAGUACUCAUGGUCUGCUGAUGCGAAAUGCAAACAAAGCCAGACUUCACUGUAUAGAUUUAUACUGAGUUUCAUUAGACUGCCAUGAUGUGAGGUGGCCUUGUGGUCUCCAUGGAUACAGUAACUAUAGUGAGUGCAAUCAGAGCUCUAUUUAUGCAGUCACCAGUGUCUGUUUACCUGCAGAGUUUGAUAAAGGUUAUACAGGAACACCUCUCAUAAUAUAUAUGUGUAUAUAUAUAUAUUACUUCUAUUACUUCUAUAAUACAUUUGUGGUAUACAUUUUUGGCAAUUUAGCCAAUUGUGAUUCUGAAAUGAAAACUGCUUAGGCCUACCUAAUUAAAAUUGUAUCAUUCUCACAAA